Molecule: messenger RNA, 3686 nt
Organism: Drosophila subobscura
Lineage: Eukaryota; Metazoa; Arthropoda; Insecta; Diptera; Drosophilidae
Gene: clumsy
Product: glutamate receptor ionotropic, kainate 2
Exons: 10
Coding region: 108-3182 (1024 amino acids)
Biological process (GO): modulation of chemical synaptic transmission; monoatomic ion transport; synaptic transmission, glutamatergic
Cellular component (GO): plasma membrane; postsynaptic membrane
Molecular function (GO): transmitter-gated monoatomic ion channel activity involved in regulation of postsynaptic membrane potential; glutamate-gated receptor activity
Source: RefSeq, a predicted model, not a curated record
CACACAGUUUGUGGUGAAAUAUUUUUUCGCGCUGCAAGUUUUACAUCAUCAGUCAUCAAGAAAAUCCUACUUCAAAUGGAAAAUCCAAAGUUAUAGUACAUCUGAAAAUGUGGCCAUUAUACAACCUAUAUUUAGUGCUGUGUCUGUUGUCAUUAGCCCGAGCUAGACAGCAUUUUAUGGUGGGCAGCAUUUUUACAUCGGACAAAGAUGAAGCAGAAAUUGCAUUUCGCACCGCAGUGGAUCGUGCAAAUAUAUUGGAAAGAAAUAUAGAACUUGUGCCUAUUGUUGUGUAUGCUAAUACGGAUGAUAGUUUUAUUAUGGAAAAGAUGGUGUGCAAUUUAAUUUCCCAAGGGGUUAUAGCUAUAUUUGGACCCAGUACAGGCAGCAGUUCGGAUAUCAUAGCUUCUAUUUGCAACACCUUGGACAUACCACACAUUGUCUAUGAUUGGCUGCCCAAUGAGUCCAUACCGGAUCGACAGCACUCCACCAUGACGCUAAAUGUGCAUCCCGAUAAUCUUUUGCUAUCCCAGGGAUUUGCCGAAAUAGUACAGAGCUUUGGCUGGCGUAGCUUUACGAUUAUUUAUGAGGGGGAUAGAGAGCUCCAGCAACUGCAGGAUAUUUUGCAAAUUGGUGAACCCAGCAACAUGCCCACGACAAUGAAACAGCUUGGCCCAGAUGAGGACUUUAGGCCCUUUUUAAAGGAAAUUAAACUUUCCACCGAUAACUGUUUGAUUGUGCAUUGUUCGCCCACGAAUCUGUUGAGCCUCCUGCAGCAGGCCAACGAACUGAAAAUGCUGGGCGAGUAUCAGAGUGUUUUUAUACCCCUGCUGGACACACACACUGUGGACUUUGGUGAUCUCUCAGGCGUGGAUGCCAAUAUAACGACAGUACGUCUGAUGGAUCCCACAGAUUUUCACAUCAAGAAUGUCAUACACGACUGGGAGGAGCGUGAGAAAAGGGAGGGACGUUACUACAAAGUUGAACCUGGGAGGGUUAAAACCAUGAUGAUACUGAUCAACGAUGCAGUUUGGCUGUUCUCCAAGGGCUUGACGGAACUGGGCAUACUGGAAGAACUAACAGCACCAGAGGUGGAGUGCAAGAGGAAAAAAUCCUGGCCACAUGGAAGACGUAUUAUAGAAUUUAUGAAGGCGCGCUCUGAUGAGGCCUCCACGGGUCGCAUUGACUUCAAUGAGUAUGGACAGCGCAGCUUCUUUACCCUACGCUUCAUGGAGGUGAAUGCUGGUGGGUACCUGGAUCUGGCCACCUGGGAUCCCGUCAACGGUUUGGACAUACUCAACGAUGAUGAGGAGAGCGAAAAGCGUGUGGGUCAAAAGUUGUCCAACAAAACUUUUAUUAUAUCCUCACGUUUGGGUGCGCCUUUUCUUACACUAAAAGAACCCGAGGAGGGGGAAGUGCUGUAUGGUAAUGCCCGCUACGAGGGCUACUCCAUAGACCUCAUAGAUGCCAUCGCUCAGAUGCUAAAUUUUAAAUACGAAUUUCGCAUGUCACCCGACGGCAGAUAUGGCUCCCUGAAUCAAGCCACGCAAACGUGGGAUGGCAUCGUAAAGCAGCUGAUCGAUGGGAACGCUGACCUUGGCAUUUGUGAUCUGACAAUGACCUCAUCGCGACGUCAGGCUGUGGAUUUUACGCCACCCUUUAUGACGCUGGGCAUUAGCAUUUUGUUCUCCAAGCCGCCCAUACCGCCAACAGAUUUAUUCUCAUUUCUGUCACCCUUUUCUUUGGAUGUUUGGAUCUAUAUGGGUUCGGCGUACCUGUUUAUAUCGCUGCUGCUCUUUGCGCUGGCUCGCAUGGCGCCCGAUGACUGGGAGAAUCCGCAUCCGUGCAAGGAACCAGAAGAAGUAGAGAACAUCUGGACCAUAAUGAACACCACCUGGCUGUCGAUUGGCUCGUUGAUGGGACAGGGCUGUGAUAUAUUGCCCAAGGCUGCCUCCACCCGUUUAGUGACUGGCAUGUGGUGGUUCUUUGCUCUGAUGAUGUUAAACUCCUAUACGGCCAAUUUGGCUGCCUUUUUGACCAACUCACGGCAGGGCAACUCCAUCAGCAGUGCCGAAGACCUGGCAGCGCAGACCAAGAUAAAAUAUGGUGCCAUGCUGGGUGGUUCCACUUUGGGGUUCUUUCGCGACUCGAACUUUACGACUUACCAAAAGAUGUGGACCGCCAUGGAGAGUGCCAGUCCGUCGGUGUUUACCAAAACGAAUGACGAAGGUGUGGAGCGGGUGCAAAAGGGCAAAAAUCUCUAUGCCUUCAUGAUGGAGUCCACCACACUUGAGUACAAUGUGGAGCGAAAGUGCGACCUGGUGCAAAUCGGCGGAUGGUUGGACUACAAAAGCUAUGGCAUUGCCAUGCCAUUCAAUUCUCCGUAUCGCAAACAGAUCAGCGGCGCAGUCCUGAAGCUUGGGGAGCUGGGCAACCUGGCGGAGCUGAAGCGCAAGUGGUGGAAGGAGAUGCAUGGCGGUGGUAGCUGUGAGAAGAGCGAGGACGGUGGCGGCGAUACGCCCGAACUGGGUCUGGAGAAUGUCGGCGGUGUAUUCCUGGUCCUGGGUUUGGGUCUGCUCUCGGCCAUGGUUCUGGGCUGCACGGAAUUCUUUUGGAAUGUCAAAUCGGUGGCCAUUGAAGAGAAGAUCUCCCUGAAGGAAGCUUUACGCUCGGAGGCUCUGUUUGCCAUGAAAAUUUGGAUUACCACCAAGCCAGUGCACACCAGCUCGGGUUCCGGCAGCUCUUCCUCCUCCUCCAGUUCGAGCUCUUCUUCAAAGUCUGGCAAAUCCCGUUCAAGUCGUUCCAAACCCUCCUCGAAAUCACAGCCUUUAUCCAUGAAGAGUCUCAAGAGCUUGGUCGAGCCCGAUGUAGAGGCUUCUGUGCACAAUAAGCUGAAGAAAAUCGGUUCCAUGUUCUCAUUGAAGUCCCAUAAGACAGCCACGCCUCCGCCAGAAAUUGGCUGGAAAGUCGACAAGUCUACGCAAAUGGAUGAAGUUCUGGAUGAGCCCGAAGAAGAACCAGAGAUUAUGCCAUUGCCAGAGCAGCCACACCACAGACAUCAUCAUCAUCAUCACCAUCAUCGCCAUCACCACCAUCAUCAGCAGGAACAGGAGCAGCAACUAGAGCAGGAUUUGGAGGCAGCGAAGAAUCAGCGUACCAGCAAAUUGAGUAACGGUGUGCCGUAGGACCUUAAAUUACAUCAAAUUCGUUUCAUUAGUACUUAAAACAAAUAUUUACAGACACUUUUCGUAUCAAAUGCCCCAUUAAUAAAGUUCAAUUCAUUUCUCAAAUGGGUUUCCUAAGACUUAAUACCCUACAAAACUUUUUAACAAGUAUUCUUACUAAAAUUAGCUAAAAAUUAAUAUCGUAAUUAUCUUACCAUAAUCAGCCCUUUAGUCCAAGGAAAAAGCAUUUAAAUAUUCCCUUGUGUUCAAAAUAAAAAUUUCAAUGCGGGUUCUAUAUGAAAUUCUUGAGUCCUCAAAGCCCUAAAAAAUUCCUUUAUGGGGAGUUUCAUCCUUUUCUUAAUUUUCUACCAUACAAACAUGAAAUUUCAAAUGAAUUAUAAUCUAUUUAGAAUUAUUUCUUUAAGAACUAUCUUAUUAUACAAACCUUUCCUGCUGCGUAUACUUUAUUUUUAAUAUGGGAAUUUAGUUAAUUAAUAAGUCCCGUCAUAUUUCUAGGGGUUUUUG